This is a messenger RNA of Botrytis deweyae, 1008 nucleotides long. RefSeq lists its product as uncharacterized. The coding region runs from base 1 to 1008 and encodes 335 amino acids. The record is from RefSeq and is a predicted model, not a curated record. The transcript has a single exon. Lineage: Eukaryota; Fungi; Ascomycota; Leotiomycetes; Helotiales; Sclerotiniaceae.
AUGUCUUACUCGUUUUUCGAUCACUCUUCAGGAGCUGCAAGUCCCAAGAGAAGCUUAAUGCCAAAUGCCACUGGUCCUGGUGUCUCUUCGCUUAAAGAGGAGCCACAAGAAGAAUCCCCUGGUUCAUCCAUUACUCAAGAGUCUCCGGCAGAGGAAAAUUGCCUGCAGUCUCCUCCACCUCCUCGACCGAACUACUCAAUCGUACCCUCAACCAUUGACCUCGAAGAGAAAUCUCGCAAACCCCAUCUAGACACAUUCCAUCAAUUCAUGGAUCUUCCACUGGAACUGCGAAUCAAGAUAUAUGAAUUUGCAUCUCUAGAACCGAGAGCAGUUCCCAUCUGGCCCGUCUAUACCGACCGAGAAAACGACGACGUCGAAUUCCGAUUUAGAUCCGAGACCCCUGCCAUCAUGCAAGUCUGUCACGAAGCUCGAAGAGAAUCACAAAAGCUUGACAUCUAUGCACCAACUUCUGAUACUUCAUCUCCACUUCCACGUAUCUGGUUGAAGCCUAGCAUCGACAUCAUCUGCCCUGUGCGCAACGGCAGUUCCAUCUGGACAGUUUUCCAAUUCUUGAAAUUCAGCCAGAUAAUCAAUCGCCUCAACAUCGAAAGCUUAUGCAUUGAUUCUUUUGAAUUUCAAUGUUCCCAGCUAACGGACAAUUUGCAAACGUUUGUUGUCAUUCCAAAGUGGAUGAAUCAUAAUCUUCGCCAGAUUCUGGCUUAUAGCCCGCUACAUCCCAUCAAUAUCCAUCGUCAGCCUCUGAGAAUUGUCAAUUCUACCAAGCUUAACCUCGAACAAGAUUCUGAGGAAGUCAUGAUGCAUUCUAUGGAGGCGGACACCAUGUUUGAAGAACUGGAAGAUUUGAUUGAGAAUCUCAAUUCUUUUCAAAAGGCCCAGGAUGAAUUAGAUAAGAUGACGGGUGAAAGAUUGGUUCACAUGCCUAGCUGGCUCUAUAUGCAUCGGAAAACAUGGACUCGACCGGAGCUCAUGCGCUGUGCGGCCUUGUAG